Babesia bigemina is the source of this 564-nucleotide messenger RNA. RefSeq lists its product as hypothetical. The record is from RefSeq and is a predicted model, not a curated record. The transcript has 6 exons. The coding region runs from base 1 to 564 and encodes 187 amino acids. Lineage: Eukaryota; Apicomplexa; Aconoidasida; Piroplasmida; Babesiidae.
AUGGUAGAAUCGCCGGAGGUCCAAGAGGCCGUGAAGGAGUUGCAUGGUGAUGUCCAGGGCGUGUUGAUUAAGGCAUCUAUGGUUCUUUACAAGCAUUACAUGAAACGGAAUGGGUCUAAGAUGGAGAAGCGCGGCUUAAAUCGGAACUCUAAGUCCACGAAUGAGACAGCGUGUACUCUGGAUGUCGAUAUCAAGCAAUUAGAAGAUGCUAUGACUAAAGAGCACACAUGCGAAGGACGCCGUGCAUGCCAAGACAAGAUGCUGCAGCUGAGAGUUGUCAGAGCCGAAAGAGAACGAAAGGAACUGCAAAAGCUCAAGGAACAGAUUGCAGUAACGCAGGAACAGCAUAAGAAACUUCGCAACUCAUGUUUGAUGAAAGUCAACGAGCUCCUAUCAUCAUUCGACAACUCGCAGAUCGCCGCGUACCAAAAUGCCAUAUGCGAAAAGGAGCGUCUGAGUAAGCACGGCGAAGAGUUAAUGCAACGUUAUGCAAAUCUGUGCAAGAUCCAAGAUAACCUCAAGAUCUGUUAUGAUGGCAUGUUGAAGGAAAAUAUUUGCACAUAA